Oncorhynchus nerka (sockeye salmon) is the source of this 1914-nucleotide messenger RNA. RefSeq lists its product as uncharacterized. The transcript is spliced from 6 exons. The record is from RefSeq and is a predicted model, not a curated record. The coding region runs from base 452 to 1105 and encodes 217 amino acids. NCBI's taxonomy places the organism in Eukaryota, Metazoa, Chordata, Actinopteri, Salmoniformes, Salmonidae.
GGGAGCUUUGGAUCACAGAGCUCUGGUUGCAGCAUCCCUGGAGCAGCUACUGUUAUCUGAAACACAAGUGCCAGGAUAUGGGAACAGAUCUAAAGAAGAGAUAGACGGGGAAUCCUCUGGAAUCAUCCAGGGGUCGGGUUGCUUUGUGUGGAGUGGAGCAGGAGGUGAGAAGAAGUGUUUCCAUGUAAACACCCCCUCAGAAGGGAUAAGCGGAGGAGCGGUAGAGAGACGAGGAAGGGUAGAGAGAGGAGGGGUAGAGAGAGGGGAAACGUUCCUUCUCCCUAGGAUAUUACCCCUCUAUCUGGCUACCUACUACAGCUCCUUUAAAAAAAAAUAGUGGUAAUCCCAUCACAUCAAGGAAAGGUUUCAAGCAGACCACCAUAGUCCCUGUGCCCAAGAAAGCAAAGGUUCUGCCUGGAGAGUGUGUUCUGGUGUACUCAAUGCAAUCCCAAUGCUUCAGCAGACCUCAGUCCAGAGAGAGUCAACCUGCGGCUGUUGUGACACACCUGAGAUACAGACAAGAGUCACAUUGAGACAACCACAGCAGUGGGACACAAGACAACUCUCCACAUUGCUUUGUUGUUUCCUCUUAGCUGAAACCAUGGAUAUGACUACGGCCAAGACCACCGCAAGCUCUCUCUCCACUGUCUCCAGCACCUCCAUGACCCCCAUUCUCACUGUUACAACGGACGCCAGGAUGGAACAGGGGAUGGUCACAGAGUCCAGGACAAAACUCAUGACCACUAACAUUACUAUAACAACAACCAACGAGACAAGAUUCAAUGCCACCAAGCUGCCAGAGUUGGAGCUCGAGGGCUCUGAGAUUGGCAUGGUGUUGGUGCCCUUUGGCAUCAUCACUGUAAUUGGCCUGACAUUGGUCGUGAUGCUGUAUAUCAGGAAACGGAAGAGACUGGAGAAGCUGAGGCACCAGCUGAUGCCCAUGUAUAACUUUGAUCCGGCAGAGGAACAGGAUGACUUGGAACAGGAACUACUGGACCACAACCUCACAGGACCCAAUAACAAGACUCUCACGACCUCCCAGGGGACGACACAGAGGCCCAGUCGCCUGGUCUUCACAGACGUAGCCAACGGUCUCAAUGCAUAACUACACUCUUAAAGACAUGAGAGGGGACUACUGGGGGGAGUGGGGAGGGGACUAGCUAUCGUCAUUGAGAUAUGUUGCUCAGGAAAAAAGGAAAACUGGAAUGAAGGCCAUGGAAACAUACUGAUGUCUGGGGGAUGUUUUUCAGGCUGGGCUAUAAGGGAAUUCUGAUGUUUAAGUUGUAAUGUAGUCAUAGUUUAACUGUGAGGUUCUCCCAUCAUUGUCAUUAGUCCAUAUCAUCUACAGUGACUAUGGUGGGAUAUAUGGGGAAAUUAGGUGAACUUUAUUGAACUAAGGAUUUUGUACUGGUUGUUAUUUGUUGCACAAAUACUUAAUGGGUUUUUGUUGGAUCACUGUCUUUCUCUGUAGUUAAGUGAUAGUGGUGGUAGAACUCCUACAUCCAUCAUUGAAAACUUUGUCUAGAAUGUAUUCAUUUCCACAUGUUUGUAUUUUGCUGCUAAAUGUAGACAACCACAUUUGAGAAGAGACUCCUCUAAAAUGGUUAUGCAAAAAUGUUUUUACUGCUUCCAUAAUGGUGGUGGACUAGAGACCUGGAACAACAAGGGAAUGGACAUUCUACACAUUGAAGAACUAAAACACGACAUCGGGAGAUCUGGAGGACAAUGCCUGGGGUACUGUAACCCACCUAGUGUACAUUACUGUACCCCUGUCCACACAUCCAAAAUGUGUCUUUCAGCACUUCUGUCACUAUCGCCCCUUUGCCCUCAAAGUAUUAGUAUAUUUCCUCUAAGUAAUAAAGUAUUAGUAUGUUUCCUCUAUAACAAGUAAUAAAGCAGCAACAUUGGUUUCUA